AUGAUAGCAGUUCAGCAGCAAACCGAGCUGAUUCCCAAGCCACAGCUUGCUGCUCCGGAGCCGGAACACUGUCCAGGCCCGGAGUCGGAAAAGGCUGGACAGGCGGAUGCGUGUGCCGGUUGCCCCAAUCAGUCCAUUUGCGAGUCCUUGCCCAAGGGACCAGAUCCAGACAUAGAAAUUAUAACGAAGAAGCUUUCCAGUAUAAAACACAAGAUUUUGGUCUUGAGUGGUAAGGGAGGUGUUGGAAAGUCAACUUUCACUUCGAUGCUCUCGUGGGCUUUGGCUGCGGAUCAAGACCUGGAAGUUGGCGCCAUGGAUUUGGAUAUAUGUGGACCAUCUCUGCCCAAAAUGCUGGGAGCAGAAGGAGAAACCAUCCACUCGUCUAAUUCCGGAUGGUCUCCAGUUUACGUGAGUGAUAAUCUUGGAAUGAUGAGCAUAGCGUUCAUGCUGCCUGACCCGAAUUCGGCAAUCAUAUGGAGAGGAAACAAGAAGAACGGUCUCAUUAAACAGUUUCUCAAAGAUGUGGAUUGGGGCGAUUUGGACUACCUGGUUGUUGACACGCCACCAGGAACCUCGGAUGAACAUUUGAGUGUGACUACGUAUAUGAAAGACAGUGGAAUAGACGGUGCUCUUGUGGUGACGACACCCCAGGAGGUUGCCCUACUGGAUGUUCGCAAGGAGAUCGAUUUCUGCCGGAAAGCAGGAAUCAAAGUGCUGGGAUUAGUGGAGAACAUGUCUGGAUUUGUGUGUCCAAAUUGUCAUGGAGAAUCCAAGAUUUUCAAGCCAACCACUGGUGGAGGGGCAAAGCUGGCCAAGGAAAUGGGAAUCAAGUUCUUUGGAUCUGUUCCUUUAGAUCCAAGAAUAGGCAGAUCGUGCGACUCAGGUGAAUCGUUUUUGGACUCGUAUCCCGACUCACCAGCUUGUACGGCGAUUUUGAGUGUGGUGGAUGCUUUACGCGAUGAGAUAGGCGAUAUAUGA
Messenger RNA from Kuraishia capsulata CBS 1993, 978 nucleotides. RefSeq lists its product as uncharacterized. Gene Ontology annotation, cellular component: cytosol. NCBI's taxonomy places the organism in Eukaryota, Fungi, Ascomycota, Pichiomycetes, Pichiales, Pichiaceae. Gene Ontology annotation, molecular function: ATP-dependent FeS chaperone activity; ATP binding; 4 iron, 4 sulfur cluster binding. The transcript has a single exon. The record is from RefSeq and is a predicted model, not a curated record. Gene Ontology annotation, biological process: iron-sulfur cluster assembly. The coding region runs from base 1 to 978 and encodes 325 amino acids.